CAUAUUCUUUUCUCACCUUCUCACUCCAUCCUCCCUCUUUUGUUCCUUUCUCAGCCUUUUUAUGUGUUUCUGUUGGAAACUUCUGCGUUGCUUUCUCUUGCAUCUCUCCCUUUUCUCCUCCUCAAGCAGCAGCGAAGAUAUGGCAGAUUGCAGCAGAGGAGAGAGCUAUGGUUCUGCCCAAGAACAUGAGGAUGCCUCCUCGGGGAAGAAGUAUGGGGGGCUCAUGCCCAAGAAGAAGCCUUUGAUUACAAAGGACCAUGCAAGAGCUUUCUUUGAUUCAGCAGACUGGGCAUUGGGCAAGCAAGGAGCUGUCAUGAAUGAAGAAUCCACAGUCCCUGUGGAGUCAUUGCGUCCGAAAUUACAGCGAACACCGCACCAGCGGCUCCCCCCUCGAAGACCCGCUUGUACAUCGGGCCGAGAUGGUCCGGCCGAUUAAAAUUUCUGGGUUCUCAAGGAGAGAAGAAAUGGAAUCACGGAUUUCCUUUUUUUCUCUCGUGGAUUGUAUGUACAUUGAAAUUAGAUGGACAUGCUUAGGUGGCCAUUGAAAGAAGCGGAAGCUCGGUCGAGUUGUCAGCACCAUGACUAUUGUACGACAUCCGCUUUGGUAUCGAAACUUUUCAAGCAAUCAUUUAAAUGCAUAACUUUCAAAA
Molecule: messenger RNA, 650 nt
Organism: Rhodamnia argentea
Lineage: Eukaryota; Viridiplantae; Streptophyta; Magnoliopsida; Myrtales; Myrtaceae
Exons: 7
Coding region: 62-436 (124 amino acids)
Source: RefSeq, a predicted model, not a curated record